Messenger RNA from Ananas comosus (pineapple), 1015 nucleotides. Its product is annotated as protein ELC-like. The record is from RefSeq and is a predicted model, not a curated record. Gene Ontology annotation, cellular component: ESCRT I complex. The transcript has a single exon. Gene Ontology annotation, molecular function: ubiquitin binding. NCBI's taxonomy places the organism in Eukaryota, Viridiplantae, Streptophyta, Magnoliopsida, Poales, Bromeliaceae. Gene Ontology annotation, biological process: protein modification process; endosome to lysosome transport; protein transport. The annotation marks the transcript as partial.
CUUGGUCUCCUCCGCGACUUCCCCUCCCUCUCCCCCUCCGUCGACCCCUUCACCCACCACCGCGAUGGCACCACCGUGAAUCUCCUCAACGCCCAGGGCUUUCUCCCCGUCCCCACGUCCACGGACAGCGACGUCCUCGUCACCGUGUGGGUCCCGCAAAACUACCCCUUCGCGGCCCCCACCGUCUACGUGUUCCCCGCCGCCCCCUCCGCCCGCCUCCUCCCCGACCACCCCUUCGUCGACCGCUCGACCGGGUUGACCACCUCCCCCUACGCCGACACGUGGCGGUACCCUCUCUCCAACCUCUCCGGCCUCGCGCGUGACCUCACCGCCAUUCUCACGCUGUGCCCUCCUUGCGGCGGCGCGAAUAUCGAGGCCGAGAGGGAUCGAGAGGAGGAGGUGACGGGGCCGUUGGUGACGAGGCUGUGCCGCGACGCAGCUCGGCUUCGCGCCAAAGCGGAGGAGGACAUCGAGCGGCUGUGGGCGGAGCAGGCCGUGCUACGUGGCCGCGCGAGAGCCGUUGAUGCGGCCAUGGAGGAGCUCGAGGAGGAGAGGGAGGGGUUGGAGAGAGCUCUGGCGAGGAAGGUGAGAGACACCCGCGUGAUAUCCGAGUGGUUGGGCUCGGUUUGCGGUGGCGCCAAUGAGUUGAGUGAUGGUGAGGGGUUUGAGGAAGGUGACGAGAUGUCGAGGAGGUUGGUCGCGAACGCAGCGGCGGAGCUCGCCAUUGACGAGACGGUGGAUGCUCUCACCGUGGCGUUGGAGAAGGGUUUGGUGGGCGUUAAAGUAUACCUCAAGCAGGUGAGAGCUUUGGCUAGAGAACAGUUUUUUCACAGGAGAAUGGUGAUACAAAAAUGGAGCAUUUGAAAAGGGUGUCAUAGCGGGACUCUUAAUUGUGACGCACCAGGGAUGUAAAUGGUUGCGCUUUGCUCAUUGUUCUUUUUACAUAGAUUUGUAUCAUUUAUAUGUUAUUUUUUUGUUUGGGUUAAUGAAGCGUGCAUAUAUCUUUGUUUCUUAA